Molecule: messenger RNA, 462 nt
Organism: Cooperia oncophora
Lineage: Eukaryota; Metazoa; Nematoda; Chromadorea; Rhabditida; Trichostrongylidae
Source: the annotation of a GenBank genome assembly
AUGUCAGGCAAUUAUUAUUAUACUAGGGACGGUCGUCGUCAGGUGUUACCGCCGAAACCGAUAUAUUUAGCUGAUGGACAUCAAGUGCAGUUUGGAACGCAUACUGGUGAGGUACUCGCUCAGCAGGAUGCAGUUGCGCCAUCCAACAUGCGGCCCACCGUCGUUUCUAUGAGCAAGCACUUCGGAGCACUUGGCAAGAUGUACGGUGAAUACCGAUUUGCUCUUUCGCCAAACGAGCAGAAGGCAUUCAAGGGAUUUCUUGACCAGGCUGUUGUCAAGGUUUUCAGAAACUAUGUUUGGUAUGAGUGGCCCUACUACCUUCUCAGGUCAUCGUGGCUAUCUGAUCUAACGAUUGGGCAAAGAAGAAGAACUACCAGGUCAACCGUAAGAAUCCGGCUGACUACGCGAAUGAUCAGUAAAUCACAUAAUGGUUAUAUUAAUUGUGGUGAACUAGAUGAAUAA